Messenger RNA from Pyrenophora tritici-repentis Pt-1C-BFP, 1326 nucleotides. RefSeq lists its product as uncharacterized. NCBI's taxonomy places the organism in Eukaryota, Fungi, Ascomycota, Dothideomycetes, Pleosporales, Pleosporaceae. The record is from RefSeq and is a predicted model, not a curated record.
AUGGACGACAAGGUCAAAUACCUCCUUUCGCUGCGUGCGGUCCGCGAGCGAGCCAAGUUGGUGGGAGAGGCGGCGGAUGCUGGCAAAUUGACGCAUUUUGAUGUUCAUGAGGAGAGGUUGGAUGUGGCGGCUGAGUAUGUGAAGCGUGUUAUUGAGCGCGACUUCGGCCCCGCCAACUACCACACGAUCCCACCCCACGGCCGCUGGCAGCAUUUCGACGUGGGCAGAAUCCCGCGCAUCGGCGCCCUACUCGAGGAGUGGAAAAAGUUCGGUUGCGACGACCUAGAGUCGACACGCCGACUAAUCGAUCUCUUCUUCGUGUCUGUGCUGUUGGAUGCGGGGGCCGGUGACCACUGGCGCUAUGUGGAACCGAGGACUGAAACCAAGUAUGAACGUAGUGAGGGGAUUGCGGUGGCGAGUUUGUAUUUGUUCCGUGAGGGGGCAUUUAGGAGUGGGGGGGAGAUGGCGGCGGGGAGGGGGAUGUGUGUUGAUGGUAAGGGAUUGCAAGAUCUCAAGACUGAGGAACUGGCCCGAGGCUUUCAGAUCUCAGACACGAAUCCCAUGCUAGGCGUGGAGUCGCGAGCCAACCUCCUCCGUAGUCUAGGCACGUCACUGCUUUCUCAACCCGAGCUUUUCGGGAAAGAAGGUCGACCUGGCAAUGUCGUUGACUACAUGAAAACCACAUCCCCCGACGGAACAACCCUCGACAUCCUAACCUUCUGGGAUAUUCUCCAAACCCUGCUCAUCCCCAUCUGGCCUCAAGACCGCACAGUUGUCAACGGCCAAGCACUCGGUGACGCAUGGCCCCUCAGUACCUUGAAAACCGUCUCCGCUUCCACUACAACCGACGAAACAAACUUCAUCCAACCCUUCCACAAACUAACCCAAUGGCUCGCAUACUCCCUCACCGUCCCCUUCACACGUAUCCUGCACCACAAAUGGGUAAACACAGAUGCGCUAACCGCACUACCUGAAUACCGCAACGGCGGUCUCUUCGUCGAUCUAGGUGUGUUGAACCUGAAACCUGCGUCGCUGGAACGUGGUCUUGCCACUGCUGCGAACUCGGGUAUUGCAAAGGGUGAGAAUGCAGGUCUUCCGGCGUUUGCAGCGGGCGAUGAUGUCGUCGUGGAGUGGCGUGCUAUGACCCUCGUGUUGGUGGAUCGUCUGUAUAAGUUGGUGCUGCAGAAGAUGGCGGGUGUGGAGUUGAGUAUGGCGCAGUUGCUUGAGGCGGGUACUUGGAAGGCGGGGAGGGAGGUUGCGAGGGAGAGGAGGCCGGUUGGGAAAGGGAGUCCGAUUUUGGUGGUUAGUGAUGGGACAGUUUUUUAG